AUGACGAUUUCGUGCAAACCAAAGUCGGCCCGGAAGUGGCGUCAAAGCCCUCAGAAGGCCGGGCCCCGGCAGGCGGACUACAACUCCCAGAAUGCUUCGCUUCAGCCGUCACGGAGCAUGUUCUGUGCGGAUUUGUGUGUUCCGGAGGCCACCCGUAGCCUGUUGAAAAUGGUUUCUCCCGUUCCCUCGGCAACGCGGCCCAACAAGCGCCAGUGGCGGCUGGCAGAACUGUGCUGCGCGCGCCUCUCUGCAGCUGUGCUGUGGGCGCGAGCGAGCGAGGGCGCGCGGUCCCCGAGCUCUCCGAGCUCUGCAGUGGACUGGACCUCGACUGGAGCUGUGGAAGUCCGAUCCUGUAUUGAAGUCGAGAUUAUAACGCUCUUUAUUUCUGAAGGCCCCUUUAAUGAGGCUGCAAGCAAAAACAGACAGAUGCUACCCGGGGGAUCAAAGGAAAUGUCCCAUCUCCAGGCUGGGUACUUCGAGCCCCAGUUCGCAAGGGUCUUUGAAGGGGAAGGCUAUGUGAGCCUGAACCAAGUGAGGAGGCGGCAUAUGAUGGCAGAAGCCAAGAAAAACCUCAGCAAAGCCUUCAUCCCUAGUAGUGGAGAGAAAAAACCAAGUGGAUUAGGAAGCUAUUAUGGAACAAUUGGUGGCCCGAUCCCAUUCUUCAGUGCACAGAUAAAACCCAGGGACAAGUAUCAGCCACCUGGGAAGAAUUUAUACACCAACCCAGGAAAAAAAGGAACUGGAUAUGGCUAUGCCAAUGUUACCAUAGGCAAGCAGCUUUCGCACUCGGCCGACUUAUAUGAUGCUGCAAAACUGAAUUACAAGAAAGAUAAUGAAGAACACCAUCGGCUACUCAAAGGGACCCCUUUCAAGUUGAAUCUUCACCCUAAGGAAUAUUUUGAUAGUAACCCCUAUUUUCUGGAGAAUCCUUUACCUCCACUCAGAAGGGAAGAAAAGAAGGAGACCAUCUUGAAGCCUUUUAAGCCCUCCUCUCCUGGUAAAAAGCCUGGUGGCAUGAAGGCAGGGACAUUUGAACCUUACCCAGCACACUCAGCUGACCCUUAUGUGGUUAAAUUAGGAAAGGUGAUUCCUGGGAAAGGGGAGAAGGUUUUCCAUCCCCCAAAUGGACCGAAAAGCAGACCCAUGGAAAGUAUAAUGGCGCUGAAUGUCAGAAGGGCACUAAACGUGAAGAACUACAAGACUGCCUCGGCAGACAUUCUGGGAAAGCAGCUGGUUUUCUAGCUCCGCUCAGUAACUCGCCGGAGUGAACACACAGUGUUGUGGAAUACAUGGUUCCGUAGCUUUUAAAGAGAAUUCAAACGCGAGACUCAGCUGUCAACCCCUUUCUGAUUUUAAUAAAUACUGUUAGCUAAUA
This is a messenger RNA of Microtus ochrogaster (prairie vole), 1375 nucleotides long. It is a transcript of the gene Cfap96, whose product is annotated as linkage group 7_11 C4orf47 homolog. The record is from RefSeq and is a predicted model, not a curated record. Lineage: Eukaryota; Metazoa; Chordata; Mammalia; Rodentia; Cricetidae. Gene Ontology annotation, cellular component: cytoplasmic microtubule; centrosome. Bases 1 to 1242 code for a protein of 413 amino acids. The transcript has 8 exons.